Aspergillus luchuensis is the source of this 1554-nucleotide messenger RNA. It is a transcript of the gene MT2, whose product is annotated as putative cyclopropane-fatty-acyl-phospholipid synthase. The transcript has 4 exons. The record is from RefSeq and is a predicted model, not a curated record. The coding region runs from base 1 to 1554 and encodes 517 amino acids. Gene Ontology annotation, biological process: cellular response to biotic stimulus. Lineage: Eukaryota; Fungi; Ascomycota; Eurotiomycetes; Eurotiales; Aspergillaceae.
AUGACGAAUAUCCAUCCCGAGUCCCCAGAGGACUUCGAGUUCAUUGAAACUCCACCCGCCUCCUGCACUACUCCCGCCGACGAUUGCGGUGUGCGGACUACCUCGUAUCCGGCCAUCAAAAAUGCCCCCGUCCCCGCGGAUUCUCAGGGUAGCGAUAGCUUCUCCAACACCCUCCUCUUCGCUCUCCUCAUCCUUGUCCCAUGGUAUCUCGCCCGCCAGAUCGGUGGUGGUUUCUACACCACCAUCUUCUUCGCCAUCUUCACCACCGUCCCCAUUCUGAUGGGCUUCUGGUCCAUCGCCUCUUCCAUCUCUCCCCGCAAGAAUGAAAAGGCCAAGUAUGCUGGUCGCCCCGUCGAGUACUACCUGAACUUCCACAGCGAGCAUGAUCGUACUGCCUACCGUGGCAAGAGCAAGAUUCCCAUGGAGGUCUUCUACGAGAAGUACUUCAAUGGCGAGGUGGACUUCAAGUGUGAUGCCCUGGAGGCUCUGGAGUUCAGACACGACUGGGCCAACUUCCGCUUCACCAUGGGUCUCUACAAGCACUUCCUCUUCGGUUUCAUCCCCGAGAUGCUGAUGCACACCCGCUCCCAAGAUGAGGAGCAGGUUCGUGACCACUACGACCGCGGUGACGACUUCUACGCUUGGUUCUUGGGCCCCCGUAUGAUCUACACUUCCGGUAUCAUCAGCGACCCCAACAAGGAAGAGACUCUGGAGGAACUGCAGGACAACAAGCUGGCUGUGGUCUGCGAAAAGAUUGGCGUUAAGCCCGGUGACACUGUCCUUGAUCUCGGUUGUGGCUGGGGUACUCUGGCCAAGUAUGCUUCGGUUCACUAUGGCGCUCAGGUCACUGGUAUCACCUUGGGUCGCAACCAGACUGCUUGGGGUAACAAGGGUCUCCGCAAUGCCGGUGUUGAUGAGUCUCAGAGCCGUAUCCUGUGCCUUGACUACCGUGACGCUCCUCGGGUUGAUGGCGGUUACAAGAAGAUCACUUGCCUUGAGAUGGCCGAGCACGUCGGUGUCCGUCACUUCACUUCCUUCCUCUCUCAGGUCUACGACAUGCUGGACGACGAUGGUGUCUUCUUCCUGCAGAUCGCUGGUCUGCGCAAGUCUUGGCAGUACGAGGAUCUCAUCUGGGGUCUUUUCAUGAACAAAUACAUCUUCCCUGGCGCUGACGCUAGCACUCCCCUUGGCUUCGUCGUUGACAGACUGGAGGCUGCUGGAUUCGAAAUCAAGGCCAUUGACACUAUUGGUGUUCACUACUCUGCUACCUUGUGGCGCUGGUACCGGAACUGGAUGGGCAACCGUGACAAGGUUGAGGCCAAGUACGGCAAGAGAUGGUUCAGAAUCUGGGAAUACUUCUUGGCUUACUCCACCAUCACCUCCCGCCAGGGUGGUGCUACCUGCUGGCAGCUUACCCUCGUUAAGAACAUCAACUCCACCCACCGUGUUGAGGGUAUCCCCAGCCAGUAUGGUCUCAGCGGUGCCCGUGAGGCCGCCAUCACCCGUGCCGGCACCGGUGCUGUCCCCAAGGCUCACGUUCCUAACAAGGCUUAA